Messenger RNA from Ostrea edulis (European flat oyster), 1401 nucleotides. RefSeq lists its product as uncharacterized. The transcript is spliced from 2 exons. The coding region runs from base 1 to 1401 and encodes 466 amino acids. The record is from RefSeq and is a predicted model, not a curated record. Gene Ontology annotation, biological process: proteasome-mediated ubiquitin-dependent protein catabolic process; protein polyubiquitination. Lineage: Eukaryota; Metazoa; Mollusca; Bivalvia; Ostreida; Ostreidae. Gene Ontology annotation, molecular function: ubiquitin protein ligase activity; protein binding.
AUGUCAUGCCCUAUUUACAAAGAAAGUCUACUCCCAACUACCCGAGAUGUCCAAAACACAUCAGUGAACAUUGUAAACAUUCCUGUCUGUAUUACCUGCGUCUCCUCCGGUAAACACAAAGGUCACGAAUUAACAGAAUUUCUGGAAAACCUCAGCUAUAGAACACAACAUUUACAAAAAGAUCUCGAAGAAUUAGAGACCAGAAUUUACCCACGAUAUGAAGUAUUGGCGUCCGAUAUCCAAACUGAGAAAGCCGAGUUGGAAACGACUUACGGGAAAUUGACAACAGCUGCCGGAAAAGAAGGUGAAAUCUUAUACCUGGAGAUUACCGCCAUUGUCAACCGACGGAAAUCAGACAUUCAGGAAAUGAAAAACAAACACUUAUCUACCCUGAACAAAAAUACAGAAGAUAUCACACAGAAAAUUAUUGAACUCAAGCAGAUCAUUUCCGACUUGAAAUCAAUACUAAAAUCAAAUGACAUCUCCUUAACUUCUACUUACAAAUCCAGGAAUUCCAAAUUUAGAACAAUACUGCCUAAAGUCCGAGUUACAUUGCCGAGUUUUACUCCUCAGAAACUAAACAAAGACCAGCUCCGGGAAAUGUUUAGUUCUCUGUCCCCAAUAUCCAUUAACACAGAACAUGGCCGCACAAUAAAGUCAGCAGAAGCUGUAUCGUCUCCUCCUGUCAAAUCAGUGAAGUCAACAGAAGGUGCAUCGUCUCUUCCAGUCAAACCACUACUUGAUGAGCAGCGGCUCACCGACACCAUAGAUACUGAGUAUAGGCAACUAUACAGUGUUAGUUGUCUCAGUGACGAACUGGUCUGGACAUGCGGGGAUAACGAAACCAUGAAUAUCCUCAACCUCCGGGGUAAACUACUGACAUCAAUAAAAACCAAGUCAGGGAACACACCACGGGACAUAGCGGUGACACGGGACGGAAAUCUUGUUUAUACUGACUCUAAAACUAAAACUAUAAACCUAGUCAAGAAUAAACAGAUACAGACCGUGAUCACACUACAGGGGUGGUAUCCUCGCUAUGUCUGCAGUGCCGCCUCUAAUGCUGACCGUGAAGCUAGAGCAGUAGUGGUGGUUAAUCAGUUAGGAAAACUCCGAUUUAGAUACACUGGUCAUCUCUCUAAUACCAAGCAAUCAUUUGACCCAGUCGGCAUCACAACAGACAGCCAGAGUCACAUCCUGAUAGCAGACUUUAACAAUGACCGUAUCGACAUCUUAGAUCAGGACGGACAGUUCCUCGGUUACAUUCAAAAUGUAGAACUUCCUCACGGUGUGUGUGUGGACAUCAGCGACAACCUUUUUGUGGCUGAGAUUGUCAACGCUGUAGUGAAGAAAAUCCAAUAUCUAUCAACACAGUGUAAAUCAUACAUCUCUAAACAGGUUUAA